Periophthalmus magnuspinnatus is the source of this 3712-nucleotide messenger RNA. RefSeq names its product FERM domain containing kindlin 1 (gene fermt1). NCBI's taxonomy places the organism in Eukaryota, Metazoa, Chordata, Actinopteri, Gobiiformes, Gobiidae. Bases 271 to 2250 code for a protein of 659 amino acids. Gene Ontology annotation, molecular function: integrin binding. Gene Ontology annotation, biological process: integrin-mediated signaling pathway; cell-matrix adhesion. The transcript has 17 exons. Gene Ontology annotation, cellular component: focal adhesion. The record is from RefSeq and is a predicted model, not a curated record.
GUGCCCAGGGAGACGACCUGUGAGCUGGGUGUGUGUGUGUGUCUGUCCCGGGCCGCUCUUCUGCUCCUGACCUACUUCUUCUUCCGUAGAUAUUACAAGAAUCUGAAGAGUGGCCGUUAUUAGCGAGUCACGAGGACGUUUGCGACGAGGGGAUUUGAAGGAUUUUUUGCGUGGUCUUUGCUGCUCCAAAUUCGUGUCUGAGCUCGUCACACAUUCCAGACCUGAAACCUCCCUUCUCUACCGUCUCCUCAACAUUAUUACCGGGUCAUAAUGUCUGGAGAUACGUCAUGGGAGCUGUCCAUUCAGGUGGACCUCAGAGAAGGAGAGAUGGAGUCAAUGAAAUUUAAGCUUCGAGUCAAAGGAGACCUGCAUAUUGGUGGUCUGAUGCUCAAACUGGUGGAGAAGAUAAGGGCUCCCCAGGACUGGUCUGAUCAUGCCCUGUGGUGGGAACAAAGAAAAUGCUGGCUCCUUAAGACCCACUGGACCUUGGACAAAUACGGCAUUCAGGCCGACGCUUUCCUGCGCUACACUCCUCAGCACAAGCCUCUGUUACUGCAGCUCCCAAACAUGAAAACCGUCCGAAUGACCGUCAGCUUCUCCAAUGUGGUUUUCAAAGCUGUGGCCGAGAUCUGCCAAAUCCUAAACAUAAGAAGAUCAGAGGAACUGUCCCUCCUGAGGCCCGUUGAAGAUAAGAAAAAGAAGAAGAAAGACAAAAACUCAGCGCUGGAGGAGCUUUGGGACAUAGACGUGCUCACGAAAGGCGCUGGGGGGUCAGGUCCCAUGUACAGUAAAACCAUGACAGCCACAUACGACCCAGAGAACGGGAUGCCACUUUCUUCCACCAGUCUUUGGUUUGGAGAAAACCCUCUUGCCGAAAGUCAACCCAACCUGCCUCCCGCUGAGCUCGCCAAAAUAUACCAGUCCCUGUCUCUAGUGGACAAGGCCAACAUCAACGCAGGUUGGCUGGACUCCUCCCGUUCUCUGAUGGAGCAAGAUGUUUUUGAGGAUGACAAGAUGCUGCUUCGGUUCAAGUACAACGUUUUCUUUGAUCUUAAUCCCAAAUAUGACGCCGUUAGGAUUACUCAGCUCUAUGAACAGGCUCGCUGGGCCAUUCUGCUUGAAGAGAUAGACUGUACAGAAGAAGAAAUGCUGAUGUUUGCGUCUCUACAGUAUCACAUUUGUAAGCUCACUAUGACCAGCGAACCACAGGACAACUCAGACGAACCGGAGAUCGACGAAGUGGAGGCGGCUCUGUCCAACCUGGAGGUGACGCUGGAGGGAGGCCACGCCGACCGGAUCCUGGAAGACAUUACGGACAUACCAGAGCUGGCUGAUACCCUCCGGCUGUUCAAACCAAAAAGACUGACACUUAAGCCGUACAAAGAUUACUGGUUUGUGUUCAAAGACACCACUAUCUCCUAUUAUAAGAACAAGGACGCAGCGCAGGGAGAACCCAUCGACCAGCUGCAUUUACGAGGUUGUGAGGUUGUGCCUGAUGUUAAUGUGACAGAUAAGAAGUUUGGUAUAAAGCUCCUGCUCCCAGUGGCUGAUGGGAUGAACGAGGUUUACAUCAGGUGUGACAAUGAAAACCAGUAUGCAAAGUGGAAAGCCGCGUGCAUUCUAGCGUCCAAAGGCAAGACGAUGGCCUACAGCUCGUACAAGCAUGAAGUGAAGAAUAUUCAGUCGUUUUUACAAAUGAAGAGUCUAGCGCCACCUCCUGGUCAAGAAGCUCCCGAUGUUGAGGCCAUGGACAUGAAUGCAGAAUGCUUUGUUUCUCCACGUUACGCCAAGAAGCACAAAACUAAACAGCUGACAACUCGACUAUUGGAGGCUCAUCAAAACAUCGCGCGUCUGUCGCUAAUGGACGCCAAGAUGCGCUUCAUUCAGGCCUGGCAGUCGCUCCCAGAGUUUGGCAUCAACUACUACAUCGUCAGAUUUAAAGGCUGCAGGAAAGACGAAAUCCUUGGCAUCUCGUACAACCGGAUGAUUCGAAUCGACAUGUCCUCCGGGCUGCCUGUCACAACAUGGAGGUUCGCCAACAUGAAGCAGUGGAAUGUCAACUGGGAAAUUAGACAGGUGACCAUAGAAUUUGACCAGAACGUGACAAUAGCGUUCUGCUGCGUGAGCUGCGACUGCAAAGUGGUCCACGAGUUCAUCGGAGGAUAUAUUUUCCUCUCCACACGAUCCAAGGACCAAAACGAAACUCUAGACGAAGAACUGUUCCAUAAACUCACUGGAGGUCAAGAAUGAGGAGAGUCGGCCAAACUCCCGUCUUAAGCUGAUGUGACUGCCUCAAUAUACACGUGUAGCAAUAGAAACGCAUUAGGCUUAUAAUUAGGGAUGGGACCAGAUCUCGCGAGACGAAAAUUGCCACAAGACUGUACAUAUGUCUUCAUCUUUUUCUCUGUCUUUAUCACAGACUGUGUAAAGAAGUGGAAUAAGUGAGCACAAUGUCACCCGUAGCGUUCGGUCAAGUCAAAUGAAGCUAAUCGAGGCUAGAGCAGUUAUAGGGGCCAGUUUGGAGCCAAAGAGCCAAUCCGGAGCGAGGCUGUUGAAGGUAACGCCCCUUCCCACACCACUGGUUUAGCAGGGAACAGGCACUUAGCAACGCUGUCAAUCAAACCUGUUGCUAACGCUAGCGGGAGCAACCUUGUGGAAAGAAGGCGCCUGAUUUGUCUGUUGUUAAUGUUCAUAUCUUGAUUUACAGACACAAUAGUGAAAUAAAAGCACCAGGAUCAUGUAGAGGGUUAAUACGAACAUUUAAGACCAAAAUGACGAGUCUGACAGCAGCAGUUUUCAAUAGAAAGUGAAUUGGAGAGAGUCGAAGGAGCCGGAAGUGAACCCAUGAUCACUUCCUGUUUGGAACUUAGCAGCUAGCAGGUUAGCUAUGUCCAUUUAUAUAAACAGUCUAUGAUAGUUAUCUUCAUCUUUAUCUUUAUUUAUACGGUGAAACCCAUUAAAAGCACUUAGACUCUCUUUUUCAUGGCCUCCCUGUUAAAAAUACAAUACAAACAAGCAAAACGUAAGCAAACGAGUCCAUAUAAAACAUUAAAAACAGGUGUAGGUGUGAGUUAUAAAAGUUCCCCUUGCGUUUACAUUGGCUAACAGAAAAGUUAAGUGGUGCUGAGAAGCUUUAGUUCCAAAAAGCAGAGCUGCAAUGAAAAUAAAUCAAAAAUGGUGAAGCCAAAACUGUGAACUGAACUACACAAUUUCUUCAUUAUAAGUGAUGUCAAAAUCUUCUUUUGUUUCGUUCUUGUGGAUCCAAUCUCAUGUCUCAUCUUGUGAAAACUGUAUCUUGUCCCACCCCUACUUAGAAUGUUUUUUACAGACAAAAUCGCUUUACAUUCUCGUCCGUUAUUCAUUCUUUUUUAUAAACUUUCACUCAGUCACACUAAAGUAUACGGCAAGGUGGGUGAAGUGUCUUGCUUUGACAGUACACGAUGUUUGUAGCAGGUAUAGAACUUCCAACCUCAACCUAAGAAACAUCUGCCCCAGUAUUAAAGUCCAAAGGAUCUCCUCCAUUUGUGUAAUCUUGAACUUCAAUUGUUGCUUUUAUUUUAAGUUUAUACCACUGUUGAUGUUAUUUUUACAAACAGGACUAAUGUAAAUAUGUUCUCUCACUUCAUUCUGUCAUAUUGUGAAGACUUUCUUUGAUACAAACCAGGAAAAUAGUCUGUGCAAACAUUAAAGUGUUUUUAUAACUCUUGUUUUU